GUACUCUAUCUAUGAUCUAAGCAAAGGAAAUGAGUAAAACACCAUGCAGCCCCUCCCCCUAGCCCUACAGCCUACUUUGCUGGAGUCAGACCGUGCCACGUGGAGUAAAAGCAGGCAGGCUGAAAGAAUGUUGCGUCGUCAGAUGAGACUGCGUCGUGAGUAUCUCUAUCGCAAGUCAGUGGAGGACCAGGAGAGGGGCAUCCUAGAGAGGAAGAGGAAGAUACAGCACGCCAUUACAGAUGGUAAGACUAUCCCGACUGAGCUCAGGGGAGAAGCAGUCGCCAUCAGGAAGGCCAUGAAGUUUGACGACCAAGAAAGAGAGGAUCUUGCGGCCCAGACUCACAAGGAUGAUGAGUAUGCGUGGGCAGGAGUGGAGGACCCUAAAGUGGUAGUCACCACGUCACAUGACCCGAGCAGUAGACUCAAACAGUUUGCAAAGGAGUUGCGUCUGAUGUUUCCUAAUGCCCAGAGGCUUAACCGUGGUAACUAUGUCAUGAGUCAGCUUGUCCACGCAUGUAGGGCCAAUGAUGUCACUGAUCUGGUCAUAAUACACGAGCACAGAGGGGAACCAAACGGCCUACUGAUCUGCCACCUGCCCUAUGGUCCCACUGCCUCCUUCUCCCUCACACACACCGUAAUGAGACACGACAUACCCAACGUGGGCACGAUGUCAGAGGCUGCCCCUCACCUCAUCUUCCACAACUUUAGCACCAAGCUCGGAGGAAGGGUCCAGAAUAUUCUCAAGUACAUGUUUCCCGUACCCAAGGAGGACAGUAAGAGAGUCGUCACCUUCGCCAACCAGGAGGACUACAUCUCGUUCAGGCACCAUGUGUACAAGAAGAGUGGCGUUAAGGAGGUGGAGUUGAAGGAGGUGGGGCCUCGGUUUGAACUGAGAUUGUAUGAGAUCAAGUUGGGUACGGUGGACCAGACGGAUGUGGAUGUAGAGUGGAGACUGCGACCCUACAUGAACACUGCCAGGAAGAGGGCGGCCAUUAGCUCUGAACAACCACGCCCAUAACAUCCAACCGUAUAAUUAUUUGUACAAUAUCUGUUUUGUGUGAGCUUAUAAUUUAUUGUCUACUUUUCAGAAUGUCAUCAUUGUGAAGCAUUGGCGAUAUAAUUAUAGUAUUGAAUUAA
This is a messenger RNA of Halichondria panicea, 1137 nucleotides long. Its product is annotated as U3 small nucleolar ribonucleoprotein protein IMP4-like. NCBI's taxonomy places the organism in Eukaryota, Metazoa, Porifera, Demospongiae, Suberitida, Halichondriidae. The transcript has 9 exons. Gene Ontology annotation, cellular component: small-subunit processome; nucleolus; Mpp10 complex. Bases 44 to 1018 code for a protein of 324 amino acids. The record is from RefSeq and is a predicted model, not a curated record. Gene Ontology annotation, biological process: rRNA processing. Gene Ontology annotation, molecular function: snoRNA binding; rRNA primary transcript binding.